AUGGGGCGCAGCGCGCGCAGGGGAGCCAAUGCUUCCAUCGAGCAGGCGCGGCAAAUCACGAGGCGUCUCGUGGCUCUCCGAGCAGAAGGCCAGUGGGCUCAGGUCUUGAACUUGCUUCGAGCUGCGCAGUCGGGACGAGUCGGCUGGAACAUUGUCCAUUGCAACGCCGCGCUGUCGGCGCUUGCGGACGCGAGCCAGUGGUCGCGGCAGCUUCGCAUCUUCGCCACCCUUCAGGAGCACCAGGUCCGGCCCACAGCCUCCACGUUUGGUGCGCUUUUGGCCGGCGCGGUGGCCUCCUGGGAAGGGGCCCUGGCGCUUCUGAAGGAGAUGCCUCAGUGGCAAGUACAACGAGACACUGUUGCAUGCAAUACCGCGAUUACCGCCUGCGCCAGAGCUGCCCAGUGGGAGGCCGCUUGCGAGCUCGUAAAGUCGAUGCAACUGGCGACGCAAAGGGCGGACACGAUCACGCAAAACGCCCUGAUGAGCGCCCUCCACCAAGGCUCUCAGUGGGAGCAUGCUCUGAAACUGUUGGCCUCUUCGCACCAUGGCCGCCGCACCGUGGUGACCUGGAGCACCUGCAUCAGCGCUCAGGAGGCAUCCGGACGGUGGCAGGUGGCCCUGGAGCUUCUUGCAGGCAUGUGCCGAGAGGUAGGCGGAAGUACCAUCGGCUACAACGCCUGCAUCAGCGUUUGUGCACGGGGCCAAGCGUGGUCCAUGGCCUUUCGGCUCCUGGAGGACAUGCCAGAAAAGCGCGUGCAGCCUGACACUGUCAGCUUCAACGCCACCAUCAGCGCUGCCAGCGAGGGCGCACAAUGGCAGCCGGCGCUGGGCCUCUUCGACCAGAUGAUGCAGGAGCGAGUUCCUCACGACCUCGUGAGCUUCAAUGCGACCAUGGAUGCCUGCGCAAUGUCUGGCGAGUGGAGGCCGGCGUUGUCACUGCUCUGGGCGGCCGGCGCCCAGGCAAACCUCGUCUCUUUCAACACGGCUUUGACUGCUUGCCACCGCGGAUCUGCCUGGGCAGCAGCGCUGGCACUCUUCGCCCUGCUGCAGCGGCGGAACUUGCGGCCAGACACACUGAGCUACAACGUGAUGAUGAGCGUCGGCCACAAGUCCGCGAGAUGGCCGUUGGCUUUACAGAUGCUGCGCAGCCUUCGCCACCAUCGCCUAGCGCCCAGCGACCGCAGAGCAAUGGGAGUUGGCCUUGGAGCUCUUCCAGGACCUGGGUCGGGCUUCGGUUCAGAGGUCGCAGGUGGUCUUCAACGCGGCCCUGAGCGCUUGUGCGAAGGGUGCGCAGUGGGAGAACGCCAUGCGCCUCUACCGCAGCUUGCAGCGCUCCCUAAAACCCGACGAGGUGUCGCGGAACUCACUGCUGUGUGCCCUGGCUGCUGCCGCACGCUGGGAGGACACCCUGGCGCUGCUUCAACUUCCUGGACCGCGGCACGAUAG
This is a messenger RNA of Symbiodinium sp. CCMP2456, 1446 nucleotides long. Lineage: Eukaryota; Dinophyceae; Suessiales; Symbiodiniaceae. The record is from the annotation of a GenBank genome assembly.